UUUGUACAAAUCAGCCCUCAUUCAGAAAUGGAGACUUUUCUAAAGAUCGACAGGUAAACAUCAGACUGUCCUCCACCGCUAUACUGCCAGUGUGAAGAAGUAAUCUUCCAUUUUCCCCAACACUGACAGCAAGUUAACAACAACUGUCCGCUCCUGCCACUUCUCCUCCAAACCUGCUUCUCUGCACACCUCACUGCUGUAAGUCUUCAGUAUGUAUCAGAUCGUCCCGGUAGCUCCUAGUGAGCAGCAGACAGCCAGGGGAGCUGGUGGUUCUCCACUGAAGAAGAAACUGGCUCAUGAAGGUCGGCCCCUGGUGAUUGCAGGCAUGUUAGGCUGUGUGUUGGUGCUGGCUGCUGUGGUCGCCUGGUGCUACUACUCAGCUUCCCUCCGUAAAGCCCAGCUGCUGAAAGCUGAGCUGUUGGACCUCAACAAGGAUGGUUUUAUCAUUCAUAACAUGACGGGGGCUGUAGUCUUCAGUAUGACCUUCAGGUCUGGCACUCUGGAUCUGGACUCCUGCUCAAAGGAGGGAAAUAUUCUGAGCUGUACUCGGUCAAAUUCUGGCAAACUCAACUUCUUUAUCCAGACGGUUCGACCAAAGGACACGGUGAUAUGUUACCGUGUGCGCUGGGAGGAGCUGCAAAAUGAGCGCCCGGUGGAGCACGCCAUGGCCUAUAAUGACUCUCAUUGGUACGGAGGGGCGGAGACGGCAACACAGUACUGGCCUAUCAGGAUACAGGGUGAGGAGGAACCGCAGCCUUUCAUCACCAGUGAUGUCUACUCAAAUCGGAACGCUUUUGGAGGAAUCUUGGAACGCUAUUGGCUCUCUUCGAAUGCCACUGCCAUCAAAAUUAAUGACUCGGUGCCUUUUCAUUUGGGCUGGUCAGAGAAGCACAGGACUCUCAGGUUCCAGGCCCGAUACCAGGACUCUCCCUUCAAACCAGAAGAGGGUCAGCAGGCCUUACCUGAACUCAGCUAUAGAGUGUGUGUGGGGUUGGAUGUUACCUCCAUCCACAAAUACAUGGUGCGUCGGUAUUUCCCAAAGCCUAUCAAGGUCCCGUCUCCUGAAGUGUUCAAAAAGCCGCUGUGGUCCACAUGGGCUCUCCACAAGACAGCUGUAACUCAGGAGAAGCUGCUGCGUUACGCCUCUGACAUCACCAAGCAUGGCUUCACAUGCUCCCAUCUGGAGCUGGACGACCGCUACACUGCCGACUAUGGAGAGUUUGACUUUGACCCGCAGAAGUUCCCCAAUGCUAGCGGUAUGUUUGACAAACUCGGAGAGGACGGGUUUCAAGUGUCACUCUGGACACAUCCUUUUAUCAACUAUGACUCCAUUAAUUUUGGCGUUGCUGUGGAGAAAGAACUGCUUGUUCGGGAGCCGAGCGGUGAGCUGCCUGCUCUGGUUCGCUGGUGGAACGGCAUCGGAGGAAUCUUGGACUUCACCAACCCAGAAGCCCGCGAGUGGUAUUCCUCACAUCUGCAUAUGAUCAAAACUCGCUAUGGCGUCACGUCCUUCAAGUUCGAUGCAGGAGAGUCGAGCUACCUCCCACGGCAGUUUAGCACCCUGGUGCCACUGUCUGACCCGUCCACCUUCACCCGCCGCUACACAGAGAUGGCCAUCCCAUUCAGUGAGCGUGCAGAGCUGAGGGUGGGUUACCAGAGUCAGGACAUCUCCUGCUUCUUCAGGAUCAUUGACAGAGACUCCGUGUGGGGUUAUGAGCUCGGCCUCAAGUCCAUUAUCCCGACUGUUCUGACUAUUAGUAUUCUGGGUUACCAGUUUGUCUUACCUGAUAUGAUAGGAGGGAAUGCCUACCCCAACCGCACCGCAGGUAGCUCAGAUGGCAAAAAUGUUCUGCCGGACAGAGAGCUAUACAUCCGAUGGUUGGAGCUGUCUGCUUUCAUGCCUGCCAUGCAGUUCUCUAUACCACCGUGGGCCUAUGACAAUGAGGUGAUACAGAUAGCGCAGAAGUUCACAGAGCUCCAUGAGACUCUGGUGGCCCCAAGGGUUCUCGAGCUGGCAGGCGAGGUUCUUGAUACAGGAGACCCAAUCAUCAGGCCCCUCUGGUGGAUCGCCAUCAACGACGAGGCAGCCUACAAGAUCGACUCCCAGUUCCUGAUCGGGGAUGACCUAAUGGUGGCUCCGGUGUUAGAGCCAGGAAAGCAGGAGAGGGACAUCUACCUGCCUGCAGGACGAUGGAGAAGCUACAAGGGGGAACAUUUUGAUAAAUGCCCCAUGUACCUUACUGACUACCCUGUGGACCUGGACGAGAUAGCUUUCUUCACAUGGGUUCACUGAAGACAUUCAAGACUAAUAAACUUGCACACACAUACUGUAUGCACAUGUACAUUCUUGUGAGCAGCACACAUGCCAAGAAGUAGCAGAAGAGUUUGUUGUUUAAAGGGAAAUGACCACCAGGGGAUCUGCUGCCACAUCAGUGUGAUUCUUGGUAAAGAUGAACCUCAUGUCUCCUCUGCCCUGCUCUUUGUUCGGACGUCUGCCUGCAGAUUAUAACCGUCCACUCAAAGAAUCAGAAUGAAACUUGUGUUCACUCCUGAUUCUCUUGCUCCAUCCUUAAGCUGAUCCUCAUCCUCAUGUGCCUUCCACAGCCAAUAGUAAAACCGAUCUCAGAUUGUAUUGUCACCUAGUCUUCCACCAUAGCUUGAAUGAUUUAAUAAUAGUUGUGUGUUUAUUAAGACUGGACUCCGAGUUGGUAACUUCACGCGUUUCAUCUGGGGUACUUGUCAAGAUCACGACUGCAAAAAUAUUUUUAUGUCAAAACUGCAGUGACCUGUUGUGCCAUUCUGUCAUUUCAGUGCCAGCUGCUUUAUGCUUCUUUUUUUUCUUUCUUUUCUCACUUGGAGAAGUUCCCAGCUCAGGGUAGAUUUAAAAGAAAUGUAUUUGUUAUGUUAGAAUUAAUUUAGUUGAUCGACAGCAAGAAAUAGAUUUAGGACACUCAUGCUACUGGUUUGCCUUGGAAAACAGGGAAUGUUCUCAAAGAUGCCAUAUUAUUACGUGCCGUCCAUGUCUGCCUUGUGACUUUAUUUGCCUUAUCAGCUGAACUAAGCUAUGCCAUCUUUAGCACAGAGAACCAGUAGAACGAGGAAACACUCACCUCUGCACACAAUGAUAUAUGGUUGAUGAUUUGUACCUUUACAUUUUUAAGCUCUGACAUCGCAAAGUACGUGAGGAUCUGCCAUCUGAAUACAUGCUUGUCUGCUCUUACACAGUGAUUUCUGGCAUGAAAGUAAAGCACACUACUGGUUAAGUUAUAUAAAUGCCUUGCUUGAAAAUAAUUAUUCUAUAUAAGCUAGAGUCAAAACUGUUUUUUAAAAAUGUUUAUGUCACUAUGUGUAGAGUUGUUAUGGGAUCAGUGAAUUAUUCUGAUGGUUUUUGUUUGUUGAAAAAUGAAACGAUUGCUGACAAUUGGAA
Cottoperca gobio is the source of this 3427-nucleotide messenger RNA. RefSeq names its product myogenesis-regulating glycosidase-like. Gene Ontology annotation, biological process: carbohydrate metabolic process; skeletal muscle fiber development. The record is from RefSeq and is a predicted model, not a curated record. The transcript has 5 exons. NCBI's taxonomy places the organism in Eukaryota, Metazoa, Chordata, Actinopteri, Perciformes, Bovichtidae. Bases 212 to 2293 code for a protein of 693 amino acids. Gene Ontology annotation, molecular function: hydrolase activity, hydrolyzing O-glycosyl compounds.